Bubalus bubalis (water buffalo) is the source of this 4782-nucleotide messenger RNA. It is a transcript of the gene RPS6KA6, whose product is annotated as ribosomal protein S6 kinase A6. Gene Ontology annotation, molecular function: magnesium ion binding; ribosomal protein S6 kinase activity; ATP binding. The record is from RefSeq and is a predicted model, not a curated record. Gene Ontology annotation, biological process: protein phosphorylation. The transcript is spliced from 25 exons. NCBI's taxonomy places the organism in Eukaryota, Metazoa, Chordata, Mammalia, Artiodactyla, Bovidae. The coding region runs from base 976 to 3258 and encodes 760 amino acids.
CCAAUUUGAGGGACAGCUGCUGACUCCAGCUCUCUAUUUGAACACCGGGUGCUUUAGGAACCCAGCGCAACAGAAACAGCAAGGUGAUGUUCUGCAGCCUCCUUGGCGGUCUCCUGAAUUCUACCGCCCUCUUCCGCCCCUUCUCCCUUUGCCCAACUGCUGUCCCCGCCCCGUUGGUCAGUGAAAGAACAGGCAAAGUAAACUCCAGCCCUUAUAAGAGGAAUCUUUGGUAAGACAGCGAGGUUCAACCAAAAUAUUUUGGUUCGCCUCUCUUCCCGCUCUUCUUACUUCCGAAACUGUUCUGGUUACGCUUUGGUCAGCUGUGCAGUGAGAACUCAGAUGUGCACAGGUUCUUUGUUUUUUAUUAUUGUUGCUUUGUUGUUUUUGUUGUUACUGUUAGAAGCAGGCAGCGUUUAAAAACAAAAACAAGACUUUUGGGAAAGUCGGAUGUUUUUCUGAUAACCUAAUCAAUUGACAGUCUGGCAGUACAGUAGAGGCCAUCACGAUGACAGAUCUAAAAUUUUGAAGGCCAAAUUGAUUCACAGUAGGAUAUUUUGAGGUAGGACUCGAAAUCCUCCACAUCUCUAGGUGCAGAUUUGUCUUUUAAGAACUUGCUUCAUCCUUAAAAAUAUACUUUGGACUGCUUUCUGUUUAAUUUGUUCUUUUUCUUUUCAAAUUUCCAACUGAGCUGGGGUUAAAAUUACAUGCCAGAAUAACAUUUAAUAAGACAUGUAGUAGAAAUAUGGAAGAAGUCUAAAGUUGAACCCUCUCUAUUUAUAGGAAUUAUUUUACUAGUACACUAAGGAAUUCCUAGAUACAUUGUAAUAUUCUACAUCUCUUAAGAACAGGAUAAAUGAAGAGGGGUUUGUUUCUUCUUGGAAUGUUUCAUACUUGCAAGAAUUUUCUAGAAGAUUACUCAAGGGAAGAGGAAAUUUGUUUAAUUUGUUAUGUUUUAGGUAUUAUAGAGAUUUAACAAUGGGUCUCUCUACCUCAGCAAUUUGGAAAAAUACUGGAGUGGAAAUUGUUAAUCCCUAUGAAGUAAAACGAAAGGUGAAGGUGAAUGGUCUUAAAAUGGUCGAUGAGCCAAUGGAAGAGGGAGAAGCAGAUUCUUGCCAAGAUGAAGGAGUUGUUAAAGAAAUCCCUAUUACUCAUCAUGUUAAGGAAGGAUAUGAGAAAGCAGAUCCUGCGCAAUUUGAGUUGCUCAAAGUUCUUGGUCAGGGAUCCUUUGGAAAGGUAUUUCUUGUUAGAAAGAAGACCGGUCCCGAUGCUGGACAACUCUAUGCAAUGAAGGUGUUAAAAAAAGCUUCUUUAAAAGUUCGAGACAGAAUUCGGACAAAGAUGGAGAGGGAUAUACUGGUGGAAGUAAAUCAUCCAUUUAUUGUCAAAUUGCACUAUGCCUUUCAGACUGAAGGGAAGCUGUAUUUAAUAUUGGAUUUUCUCAGGGGAGGAGAUGUCUUCACAAGAUUAUCCAAAGAGGUUCUGUUUACAGAGGAAGAUGUGAAAUUCUACCUUGCAGAACUAGCCCUCGCUUUGGAUCAUCUGCAUCGAUUAGGAAUUGUAUAUAGAGACCUGAAGCCAGAAAACAUUUUGCUUGAUGAAAUAGGACAUAUCAAGUUAACAGAUUUUGGACUCAGCAAAGAAUCAGUAGAUCAAGAGAAGAAGGCCUACUCAUUUUGUGGUACAGUGGAGUAUAUGGCUCCUGAAGUAGUAAAUAGGAGAGGUCAUUCCCAGAGUGCUGAUUGGUGGUCAUAUGGUGUACUUAUGUUUGAAAUGCUUACUGGUACUCUGCCAUUUCAAGGUAAAGACAGAAAUGAGACCAUGAAUAUGAUAUUAAAAGCAAAACUUGGAAUGCCUCAGUUUCUUAGUGCUGAAGCACAAAGUCUUUUAAGGAUGCUAUUCAAAAGGAAUCCAGCAAAUAGAUUGGGUUCAGAAGGAGUUGAUGAAAUCAAAAGACAUCUUUUUUUUGCAAAUAUUGACUGGAAUAAAUUAUAUAAACGAGAAGUCCAGCCUCCCUUCAAACCUGCUUCUGGAAAACCAGAUGAUGCUUUUUGUUUUGAUCCUGAAUUUACUGCAAAAACACCUAAAGAUUCUCCUGGUUUGCCAGCCAGUGCUAAUGCUCAUCAACUCUUCAAAGGAUUCAGCUUUGUUGCAACUUCUAUUGCAGAAGAAUAUAAAAUCACUCCUAUCACAAGUGCAAAUGUGUUACCAAUUGUUCAGGUAAAUGGAAAUGCUGCACAGUUUGGUGAAGUGUAUGAAUUGAAAGAGGAUAUUGGUGUUGGCUCCUAUUCUGUUUGCAAGCGAUGCAUACACACCACUACCAACAUGGAAUUUGCAGUGAAGAUCAUUGACAAAAUUAAGAGAGACCCUUCAGAAGAAAUUGAAAUUUUAAUGCGCUAUGGACAACACCCCAACAUUAUCACUUUAAAGGAUGUUUAUGAUGAUGGUAGAUAUGUUUACCUUGUUACGGAUUUGAUGAAAGGAGGAGAGCUACUUGACCGUAUUCUGAAACAAAAAUGUUUUUCAGAACGGGAAGCUAGUGAUGUACUGUUUAUAAUAACUAAGACAGUUGACUAUCUUCAUUGUCAAGGAGUUGUUCAUCGUGAUCUUAAACCUAGUAAUAUUUUAUACAUGGAUGAAUCAGCCAAUGCAGACUCCAUUAGGAUCUGUGAUUUUGGGUUUGCAAAACAACUUCGAGGAGAGAAUGGACUUCUGUUAACUCCAUGCUAUACUGCAAACUUUGUAGCACCUGAGGUUCUUAUGCAACAAGGCUAUGAUGCUGCUUGUGAUAUUUGGAGUCUGGGAGUCCUUUUUUAUACAAUGUUGGCUGGCUACACUCCCUUUGCUAAUGGGCCCAAUGAUACUCCUGAAGAGAUAUUGCUGCGUAUAGGCAAUGGAAAGUUCUCUUUGAGUGGUGGAAACUGGGACAGUAUUUCAGAUGGAGCAAAGGGUUCUGGAACAUCUUUACUAUCAUCACUCUGGAUUGUUUUUCAGGAUUUGCUUUCCCAUAUGCUACAUAUGGACCCACAGCAGCGGUACACUACAGAGCAAGUAUUAAAACACUCAUGGAUAACCCACAGAGAUCAGUUACCAGAUGAUCAGCCAAGUAUAAAUGGUUCAUCACAUGUUGUUAAGGGAGCAGUGGUCGCCACAUAUUCUGCCCUGACUCACAAGACUUUUCAACCAGUCCUAGAGCCUGUUGCUGCUUCAAGCUUAGCUCAGCGACGAAGCAUGAAAAAGCGAACAUCAACUGGCCUUUGAAAGUUUUAGGGUUCCUCAGCCAAACUGGAUGAAGAAAAGAUAAAAUGUGUAGCUUUUUGUCUAAUCAUAUAUCAAAGGCAUUGUUUUCUACUACAUUACUUGAAUAUUCUGAUUAAGCUUCCUUUUUUUUAAGGGGGAGUAAGAUAAAAAAAAACAUAUAUAGGUCCACAAUUUUCAUACUAUGCUGCUUUUCAGUGUUGUCCAAGUAUUUAUUUAAGUAUAUAAUUGGUGUCUAUAAAGUCCUACCAACUUCUCUACAUACUAACUUCUACAGUUUCUUUCAGAUUUCUGGUUAUGUAAAAUAAUGGCUUGGGAAAUCAUUACCAACAGUCAAGUUGCAAGUAUAAUAGUAUAAUGCCAAGCAAUGUCAGUAUUUUUUAACAUUAGAUCCUGAAAGGUUAGAUGUCUUAUUUUAUUUUUUUUUUUAAGAAAAGCGAAAAAGAAAUGUAUCGUAGAAACUUGUCAUUAUGUGUAAACUCCAUUCAUUUGACUCUCUGUAGUUACUAAAAUGUAAACAUAGUAGUUUGGGGCCAGAGCAAACAUCAUUUGUGCUCAUAUGUGAAUUCCUAAUAUGGUUGAUGCCAAAGUUUUUACAGAAGUAUUAAAUCAUAGAUAAUGUGUGCCAACAGACCUGUAUAUUGUCUGUAAAUGGCCUCAUCUAGAAAUAAAGGCUUCUGUAAAAUUUACAUCGAAUGGAAUUGUAGUACAAGUGAAGAAAUUUUAGCCAAAGGUCGUAUAUUGGUAUUAUAAUCUACUAAAUAGGUCAUAGUUAAGCCUUUGAAAGUAAAGUAUAUGGUGUUGGCACUACCUUGAUGUUAUGUAAACUGACUUUGAGGUUAACCAAUUGGAUCUAAUUAUCAUCUGUCCUUUUAUAAUGAACUACACUCUUGUUUUUUUGAUUUCCCUGUGCUUUGAAUUACAGUGUAGCAUAUUUAUCUUUAAUCCUAUGGUUAUAUAGUUGAAAUAUUACUGUAAUGAACUUGUGAGCUUAGCACACAUGAUAUAGUUAUAAUGCAUUUCAGUAAACUUUAAAUAAUACUACAUAAUAGUUAUACUUCAAGAAGAUAAACUGUCUUUUUAAAUAGGAAGUAAUAUUAAUGAUAUGCAUAAAAUUUGAACACAUUUUAAAAUAAUAUUUAUAAUAACAAGGUCUGGCCAAAUUGGUCCUAUUAUUAAAUUUUAUGAUUCAGAACCACUGUGUAGUAUAUAUUGUUUUCUCUAAAUGAUUGAAUUUGAAAGAAUCUUUUUUGUGCUGUUGAAGAAAAUACCAUUACUACUACUUUAAAUAGCAUUAUUACUACUGCUGCUGCUACAACUACUGACAGAAAGAACUCAUGAAUGUAAACUUGAGGAUAUUACACUUUUCUUUAGUGAAUAUAAGUGAUCUACUUAUGUGUGCUUGUUUUACUGUAUUUUAUUUUGCUUAGUUCAGAGAGGGGUGAUUACUGAGCUCUGAAAUGUAUAUAGGCUAGAAGACUUGUAACUUCAGUAUUUAAUAAAAUAAACUAUACAUAAUUCUCUUUA